GAAUCCCCUGUCAUUCCUUCUAUUAUCACUCCUAUUAUUCAUCAUCGAAGUACCAUGAUUCAUGGAAAUUAGAUUAUUAUAGCUAAAGCAAGAGUAACACUAAUUGAAGAUAAGUGUGAGGAAACCGUUUAACAUGGUAAGUUUUUGUACAAUGUAGGUAACAGUGAAAAUAAUCAAGAGAAUUUAUAUAAGAGAGAGUAGGAAACGAAGAGGUAGAUUUAAAAAACGGACUGGAAAUAAUAAAAAGAGGAUAUAUAUUCAACAAGAAUUGAUGAAAAUUAUAAAAAUAAUUUGUGGAAACAUUCAUGUUAGUUUUCUCACAAAUACGUAUAACCAAGUCAAAACUUUUAAGAUGAAGAACUUAAAAUAACUUUUGAAAGUCAUUUUAAGUCAACUAUGCAAUUUUAUUUACGUCAGGUAUUUGGGCAAUCGUCUAGAUAGACGGGCAUAUAAGAAAUCUAAAUAGCUAAUAUAUUGUUGACAUGUAUAUUAGUAAAGAUAAGGUUAUGAGUGUAUUCCUAUGGUUGUGGAGUCUGUGGCUGUAUGCGAUGAUAAUAUAUAUGGAGAGUCUUGUGGAUGUGUGGGGUGUGUUACCAAGUGGACAAGUGGUGUUGUGUAUUUUACGUUUUUAUGUGAAUUUGUUAGUCUGGCUUUGUGUGUGGUUGAGCUCAACAGGUCAUACUCUACAAUUUAAAUUCUUCGAUUGCAGUGAUUUUGGCCUUAUGAUUUCCUAGUGGCUCUACUUUAUCUGCGCUCCUUCCACCUGCAUCCUUCUUCUUCGCAGAAAAUCAAGACGAAAUUAAGGAGAAUAAAAAUUUUGGGAAAUGGCGGCCGAGAUUGUUGUUCCAAUUGUUGCAGAGCAGGUGGUUCCUCCUGCUGCAAGUUGGAUUAAACGUCAAAUUGGUUAUGUGUUCAACUUCAAAAGAAAUGUUGAUAAUUUUAAUGAUCAACUCCAAAGACUGAAACUUCAGAGAGAGAGGAUCCAGCAUGAUGUUGAUGAUGCAACUAGGACAUAUCAAAGGCUGAUUGAAAGCGACGUUCAAGACUGGCUGAAGCGAGUGAACGCAAUUAAUGAGAAUGCAGAACCUUUUUUGAAGGAAACAGAGAGGGCAAAGAAGGGGUGUUUGUUUGGGUUUUGUCCUAAUGUGAAGGCAAGGUAUCGGCUUAGUAAGAAAUCUGUGGACUUAUCAAAGGAUGCAGCAGAUCUUCUGGCGACGCAGUUUCCAAGUGUUUCAUAUCGUCCUCCUCCACAAAGAAUAAGUUUUGCAACCAUCAAGGAUUAUGAGACCUUCGAAUCAAGAGCAUGGCAUUUGGAAGAAAUUAUGAAGGCCUUCAAAAAUCCUAAUGUCAACAUGAUUGGCGUUUGGGGUAUGGGUGGCGUGGGCAAAACCACUCUUGUGAAGAAAGCUGCUGAACAAGCCAAUGUAGACAGGAUUUUUGAUGUGGUGGUUUUAUCGGAGGUAUCUUUAAAUCAAGACUUGAGAAGGAUUCAAGGAGAAAUUGCGGAUGCCUUAGGCUUCAAAUUCGAGGUGGAGACAAUUUCUGGGAGAUCCAACCAAUUACGUGAACGUUUGCAGAAAGAAAAGAAAAUUCUAGUGAUUCUUGAUAAUAUUUGGGCAACGCUUGAUCUGGGAAAGUUGGGAAUACCUUACCACAAAGGAUGCAAAAUAUUGAUGACAUCUAGAUAUGAGGAUGUAUUAACCGAGAUUGGUAGUGAUAGUUCGAACAUCAAGGUUGAUACAUUAGAUGUUAGGGAGGCUUGGAAUUUAUUUGAGAAAAUGGCAGGGGAUGUCUUGAAAGUUCGCAAUUUGCUACCUAUUGCUAUUGAAAUAUCUAAACGAUGUGGAGGUUUACCAAUUUUGAUUAACACAGUUGCAAGAUCCCUAAGAAAUAGAAAGGAUUUACAUACUUGGAAAGUAGCCUUGGAACAAUUAGAAAAGUUUAAAAAUGCUGAAUUUGAUGCACGAGUGUAUUCAACUCUAGAAUUAAGUUACAAUCAUUUGAGUAGUAAUGACAUGAAAGAGUUGUUCUUGCUUUGUGGUCUACGGUUAAAUACUGAUUUUUCCAUUGAGGAUUUGUUGAACUACUGCAGGAUCCUUGAUUCUUUCGAAGACAAUGAUCAGCUGGAAGAUAGGAGAAACAAGUUGCAUAAAUUGGUUAGAGAUCUCAAAUCCGCAUGUUUGUUAUUAGAUGCUGAAAAAUCUGGUUACAUCAAAAUGCAUGAUGUGGUUUGCAAGUUUGCUGUGUCAUUUGCACGCCGAAAGCAUAAUAUUUUCAUUGAAGAAUAUGAUGCUGAAUUGGAAGAAUGGCCCAAAAAGAAUACAGUUGCAAAGUUCUCUUCCAUAUGUUUUCCUCACAAUUAUAUUCACAGACUACAAGAAGGAUGGGAAUGCGAAGAGCUAAAGUUAUUUAUUCUACAUUCCAAAAAUCGUGGUUUGGAGAUUCCUAGUUCAUUUUUCCAAGGGUUGGGAGGAAUUAUGGUCUUAGAUAUUAAGAAUAUCAUAAUUCCAUCUUUGCCUUCAUCCCUUUGUUAUCUAAAUAACCUUUACACUCUCUCUCUUGAGGAGUGUGAGUUGGAAGAUAUAGCCAUAAUUGGAAAUCUAGUUGGACUGGAAGUUCUUCGCAUUGUGAAUACAAACAUCUCCUGUUUGCCUGAGGAAAUAAGACAAUUGACUCGUCUGAAGUUGUUCAGUGUCAGCAGGUGUUAUAAUCUUGAAGUGAUUCCACCAAAUGUCAUUUCAUCGUGGACUCGAUUAGAAGAAUUGUCUAUGGAAGAAAGCUUUGCAAAUUGGCAGGCUGAAGGAGUUAAUCAUCAAAAUGCUUGCCUUGCUGAGUUGAAAACAUUAUCUAAGCUGGUCAGCUUAGAUAUUCACAUUCCAAAUUCUGAUAUUAUGCCAAAUGACUUGUUCUCAAACAAGUUAGAAAGAUUUAAAAUAUUAAUAGGAGAUGGUUGGGACUGGCAAUGGUCUAGCGAGUACGAAACCUCACAGAGGUUGAAACUCAAACUCUCCACAAGCAUUCAUUUGAAGCCUGAUAUUCAGGAAUUGUUGAAGAAAACUCAAGAUCUUUAUCUCGACGAAUUGGUUGAUGUUAACAGUGUUUUUGAGUUAGAUAGGGAGGGUUUUCCAGGAUUGAGAUGUUUGCAUGUCCAGAAUGGUCUCAACUUCCAAUACAUAGUAAACUCAAACACAAGGGCCCCUUGUCACAUUUUUCCUGACUUGGAGGUACUCUCUCUUGCAAACUUGAUGAACCUUAAGAUGAUUUGUCACGGCCAACUUGGAGUAGAGUCGUUUAAUAAAUUGAGAGUUGUGAAAGUGAGAAGAUGUGAAGAAAUCAAUGUGGAUGAACCCAUCUCACUUCUUAAUGGGAAGAUAAUGCUUCCCAACUUGGAGGAGUUACAUCUAUCUCAUAUUGGAGCUCAAAAAAUAUGGGACAACAGUCUUCUAGCAAUGCCACGUUGUUUUCAUACAUUGAGAACUUUGGAAUUGUCAGGCUGUGACAAAUUAAAGUUCUUAUUACCCGUUGAUGUGGUCACAAGUCUCAUGCAACUCGAAAGACUUACGGUACAAAACUGUAAUUUAAUGGAAGGGAUAAUAGAAGGAGUCGCAGGUCAGAUGAUCUUCCCCCAAUUACGUAGUCUGAGUCUUAUAAGUCUUCCGAAACUCAAAAGAUUCUGCACAGGAAAUUCUAUUGAAUUUCCAUCCUUGUCCUAUAUCUGGAUAGUCAAUUGCCCCGAAUUGAAGUCGUUCAUCUUUGAUGAAAAGGAAGUCAGCAAUGAUGACCUCCCACCUCCUCUCUUUGAUGAAAAGGUGAAACUCCCUACCAUUGAAACAUUACACAUCUGGUCCGUUAACCUGAAAAGAAUAUGGCACAAUGAACUCCCCCCAGAAUCCUUUUGCAAACUCGGUUAUCUUUGGCUGUUGGGCUGUGGAAAUGUAUUGCACAUUUUUCCGUCUAAUAUGCUGACAAGACUCCAGAACCUACGAAAAUUGAAGAUAGAAAAUUGCAAGUCAAUGGAUAUGAUAUUUGAUUUGGAAGGGUCAAAUGCUUUGGAGAUAAAUAUUACAAAGGCCCCCAUAUUCAGAAAACUAGAGUCCAUAACAAUAAGUUAUUGUCCAAGUGUGAGAUAUAUUUUUCCACUCUCUAUAGGCAGUGGACUUCAGGAACUUGAGGAGUUAGUUAUUAACUGCUGUAUGGCAGUUGAGAAAAUUGUUGCAAUGGAAGGGGGAGAUGCGGAUGUUAGGUUCGAGUUCCCAAAAGUCACUUCCCUGAAACUUCGACAACUACCAAAACUAAGAAGUUUCUACCCUGGAAUUCAUACCUCAGAAUGGCCACUGUUAAAGAAAUUGCAAGUUGUGGAAUGUGAUGAACUGAAAAUAAUUGCUUCUGAAUGUUGGAAUGUGGAAGAAGGAGCGCAACCACUUUUUUUGUAUGAAAAGGAGAUAUUCCCCAACCUUGAAGAUUUGUCAUUGAGUUGGAAUUACAUUAUGAAGCAGAUGUGGCAUGGAGAAUUUCAAUUUGAAAUGUUCUGCAGUUUAAAAUCCCUUGAGGUUUGGGAGUAUGAUGAUGAAUCUUUUCCACCAGGUUUCUUUAAGAAACUGCCAAAUUUGGAAGAACUUUGUGUAUCGCGUAGUACUUUGGAUGAGAUAUUCUCCAAUGGAGGAGUCAUUGGCGAGGCUGGAGAGCUCUCAACAUUUUGCAUUCUCAAAAUUCUGAGAUUGAGUUAUUGGGACAGAUUGAAAAUUCUGUUUCCGUCCUCACUGCUGUCAUUCUGCAAUUUGAUUGAACUGGAGAUAUCAUAUUGUGAUGGAUUGACUUACUUAAUGUCUUGCUCGACAGCUAAAACAAUGAUGCAGCUUGAGAAAUUGAAGGUAUUUGAAUGUAAAAUGAUGACGUCCAUUGUAGAAUGUGUAGGGGAAUGUGAGGCAGAGGAGGAUAUCAUUUUCCACCAACUGAAAGAACUAGAAAUUGAAUAUAUGCCAAACGUUUCAAGCUUCUGCGGCUCAGCGAAACAUGCAUUCAAAUUUCCAUCAUUGGACUAUGUAUUUGUGGAACGUUGCCCCAAUCUAAAAACUUUUUGCGAGGGGCCACUUUCCACUUUUAAGCUCCGGGGUCUCAGUGUAAUGGUACCAGUAUCUCCAUCAACACGGAUAUCUGAAGAGUAUUGGAAUGGCGACCUCAAUACUACCAUACAGACCUUGUAUAAAGGAAAGUAUCUCCAAGAAUAUGGAAAUAUGAGGAGCAUUGGAAUGGCGACCUCAAUGCUAGCAUAGAGACCUUGUAUAAAGAAAAGGAGCCGCGGAUCAGACCAGGGUCCGAUUAUAGUUCUUGUGGAUGCUGCACCUGAACGAGCCUAGGUGUUUUGAGAAUGAACACAGGCAUGUCCUGGCUUGUAUUUAGGACUUUGAAUUAAUGCUGUUAUUAGAAAGAGAAACUCUAGAGUUCAUAAAGGAAGGGAAAAAAAGAAAGAAUCUGAUGUGAGGUGAUUAUGCUACUUUGGGAUUUUUGUGGGUAUGUGUGUGUCAUUUUAUGGGUUUGUUUGGUAGAAUUGUUGGAUUGAUUUUCAAUGUCAACAAAAAAUUGUGGAAAAAAAAAUUGAGCUUAAAAUGUGGAAUAUGCCGUGAGGUAUUUGAUAUACUAAAA
Messenger RNA from Tripterygium wilfordii, 5643 nucleotides. RefSeq names its product probable disease resistance protein At4g27220. Gene Ontology annotation, molecular function: ADP binding. NCBI's taxonomy places the organism in Eukaryota, Viridiplantae, Streptophyta, Magnoliopsida, Celastrales, Celastraceae. The record is from RefSeq and is a predicted model, not a curated record. The transcript is spliced from 7 exons. Bases 825 to 5273 code for a protein of 1482 amino acids.